Cladocopium goreaui is the source of this 527-nucleotide messenger RNA. The record is from the annotation of a GenBank genome assembly. NCBI's taxonomy places the organism in Eukaryota, Dinophyceae, Suessiales, Symbiodiniaceae.
AAACUUCACGUGACAUGAUUGACAUGCCAAGUCAGUCCACCUGCCACCUUUUGGCUCAGUCGGGUCAUAGCUCAGCAUCUGCCCUGAUCGACCCCUGCACCCAGUCACCGCGCUUCGGCCAUGGCGUGUGGUGUCAAUGUACCGGGCCAGGCAUUGGCCCCCAUCAGCCGCUUGAUGGCGCGCGUGUGGGGCAAUGGCGACAGCAUGUACAAGGAUGCGAAGGUGGCCUUCACAAAACCCAAGACAUCCACCGUGGAGGCCGUGGAGGCACCUGAGGCCACCACCAAGCGUCGCAAGGAGGUGAAGAUUGAUUCCACAACCGUGAUCCCAGCAGACCUCUAUUGGACCAUGCUGAGGGCUGGUGACCGUGCUAAGAAUGGUGGGCAGCAUCGUCUGAAAUCGACGAAUCGCGGCAAUGACUGCACCAUCUUGGUGAAGAGCGAUUGAGGUGCUGAGUGAUGGCCAAGAAGGCCACCAGCUCGUUUCCACUUUUCCACCAGCCACGUAACCAAGACCGAAGAGAUAGG